Messenger RNA from Echinococcus granulosus, 1242 nucleotides. RefSeq names its product membrane-bound acyltransferase/hhat. Gene Ontology annotation, molecular function: palmitoyltransferase activity. The coding region runs from base 1 to 1242 and encodes 413 amino acids. Gene Ontology annotation, biological process: protein palmitoylation. The record is from RefSeq and is a predicted model, not a curated record. Gene Ontology annotation, cellular component: endoplasmic reticulum. Lineage: Eukaryota; Metazoa; Platyhelminthes; Cestoda; Cyclophyllidea; Taeniidae. The transcript is spliced from 6 exons.
AUGCAUAUUUAUGUGUAUAAGGGAGUUUCUGAGAUAUUUCUAACUUGGCGUUGGGUUCCUACAACUCCGUUAUUUACUGCAUAUUUAAACGAGUUAUUCUUUGAUCCAAAUUUUACAGUUCAUUUAACUGAAAUCUUAACCUUUCUCAUUAAGUUCAUGCACAACGAAUACGGAAGCAUGGCGAUUUUGCAGGGCAAUUUAGCAACAAUUUUGCUGCGAGCAUCCAGCAUCGGUCUAGAAUACGCGAAUUCAUCUCCUACUACCCUCUCUCUUCCAAAUUCUUUUUAUGUUCCGAAACUGAAUCUUGGAGGCCUCCGCACUGUUCUUACCUACGCUCUCUACCCACCGACCUUCUUAUUUGGACCCUUCGUCCUCUUUUCAGAUUGGUGCGCCUUGUCCCGUCUUUUCAGAUCUAAAUCUCGUGAAUUGCCUCUCCAUCAUAGAGGUUGCCUCCCUACGCGCAUCCUAUCCUACAGCAGCCUCAUGUGGCGAGGACUCCGUCUUAUGGCCUGGUUCCUUCUCUGGGAGCUGGCAGUCCAUGUAGUCUACCCAAACGCCCUUGUUUUCGCACUGACCCAACCUGCAAUGCAAGUACUGUCUCCACCUCCAAAAUCAGUGGCCAAUCAGGGCUUCCACGCAAGCCCCUUCAUCGAGACUGACCGUUCGGCUCCUGGAGUGGCGGUGUACCUCCUUGGAAUGCAGUUUUUUUUCACCUACCUUCAACUUUACGGAUGGCCUCGCCUGCUUUCAGACCUGGAAAUACUACUUACAAAUGGGGUCUGUAGUGGGGAUGGCGUUUUGUGCCUUGUCCCGGAGGGACCACUCUGUUUCAGCCACAUACUUCUCUUCUCUCAAUUGUGGAGUAGUUCAAAUGUUGAAUAUCCAAACGGACUUUGGAACACUCGGAACGACAACACAAUUUGGGUCACAAUAAACUUGGUUCAAAACUUCAUUGAGCAGUUGGUCAAAUGGAUCUACCGAUCAACAGCAAUCGGACUGGCCUUGCAAGCACGACUGUCACAAAACGCCAAUCGUCGAUUAACUGGUGUUCUCUGCAGCAUCAGCGCUAUGUUCUCCUCCGUUGGAUUCUUCUUUUUCUACCUUGGUUUUGAUUCAGGAAUUUGGAUCUUUUAUCUCAUGUUUUUGGAUCCAGUGUAUCUGCCGGUUUCAAUGAUGCUAUACUACUGCACCUAUCAGAUAGCAAUCGAGGUCCAGAAAUUCUCCAAAAUUGAAGUCAAAUAA